Molecule: messenger RNA, 2199 nt
Organism: Populus trichocarpa (black cottonwood)
Lineage: Eukaryota; Viridiplantae; Streptophyta; Magnoliopsida; Malpighiales; Salicaceae
Product: probable protein phosphatase 2C 38
Exons: 6
Coding region: 633-1808 (391 amino acids)
Biological process (GO): protein dephosphorylation
Molecular function (GO): cation binding; protein serine/threonine phosphatase activity
Source: RefSeq, a predicted model, not a curated record
CAAAAACUGAAAAAAAAAAAAACUGAAAAUCGCAGCCUAAUAAGCCCAUCAAGAAAUCAGAGAAGAAGACCUUCUUAUCAUGGAUUUCCAUUAAAACCCAAGAUUUGCUGUAUAGAUAAUUACAGUCCUCUCUUUCCUUAACCAAUCACAACUCCACAAUCUCUCUGUCUCUGUCUUUCUCUCUCUAGAUCUACUUUUAAUACAACCUUAUUUUUUGUUAGAACAUCUAAAAUCCCUUCCCUUGGAUUCUCUCAUCUAGUAAAUCCUUCAAAGUUUUGGCCUUUUAGCUUUUAUUUUAAGGCUUCUGCAUUGAAGGAUCAUAAAGUUUUGUUCUUUGCCCUUUGAAAUUGAUGACAAGGGUGAUGGUGUCUGCAAUUUGAUUGACCAGAAUCCCUCAAGGCAACUACAUAUAGAUUCCCAAGGUGUGUUAAAGAAUUAUCGUCGGAUAGUUUAUAACGUACGAUGAUUAUUAAUGGUGUCUGCAUUCAAUGCGGGUUUGAUUUCUGAUACAUCUGUUGCGGGAUUAGAGAUUGUUGAGAAACAAGAUCCAAGAACAGUCUCUUAUAUACUUAUUGAUACUGAUUCAAGGAAUAGUUUGAUUUCUGGGUUAUUUGGGAGAGAAUAUGUGAGUGAUGGUUUCGACGUCAUUGAUGAGAAUUGUUUCACCCUGUUGGAAGCCUUCCGUCGAGGGUGAAAAUUCAAGUAAUGGUGGGGAUGCUGCUGGUAGAGCUGAGGGCUUGUUAUGGUACAAAGAUUCAGGUCAGCAUGUUAAUGGGGAAUUUUCAAUGGCAGUAAUUCAAGCGAACAAUCUAUUGGAAGACUAUAGUCAACUUGAAUCGGGGCCAAUGAGCUCAGUUGACCCAAGUCCUCAAGGAACAUUUGUAGGAGUCUAUGAUGGCCAUGGAGGUCCAGAAGCUGCCCGGUUUGUAAAUGAACGCCUUUUCGAAAACAUCAAGACUAUUCAUGGUGCAGAAUUCACGUCAGAAAACAAUGGAAUGUCAGCAGAUGUUAUCAACAAAGCAUUUUUGGCAACAGAAGAGGAAUUUCUCUCUCUAGUGAAGAACCAGUGGCUACAUAAACCACAGAUUGCUUCUGUUGGUGCAUGUUGUUUGGUAGGUGUAGUAUGCAGUGGUGUUCUCUACAUUGCAAAUGCAGGAGAUUCCCGGGCAGUGUUGGGAAGAUUGGAAAGGGCCAUUAAGGAGAUCAAAGCAAUUCAGUUAUCAUAUGAACAUAAUGCAAGUAUAGAAUCUGUGAGAGAGGAGUUGCAUUCAUUGCACCCCGAUGAUCCACAUAUUGUUGUUCUAAAGAACAAGGUUUGGCGUGUGAAGGGUCUGAUUCAGAUCUCAAGAUCUAUAGGUGAUGCCUAUUUGAAAAGGGCGGAGUAUAACAGAGAGCCUCUGUUAGCUAAAUUUAGAUUGCCUGAACCCUUCAAUAAACCGAUUCUUAAAGCUGAGCCAACAAUUUUAGUGCAGAAACUCUACCCUGAAGAUCAGUUUCUUAUCUUUGCAUCAGAUGGCCUGUGGGAGCACCUAAGCAAUCAGGAGGCAGUUGACUUUGUCCACAGCUGUCCACGUAAUGGUGUUGCAAGGAAACUUCUCAAAGCUGCGCUUCGUGAAGCAGCGAAGAAAAGAGAAAUGAGGUAUUCAGACUUGAAAAAGAUUGAUCGUGGUGUCAGGAGACAUUUUCAUGACGAUAUCACAGUCAUAGUUUUGUUUCUUGAUUCGAAUCUUGUCAGUCGCAGCUCCUUCCGCGGGCCCCUAAUUUCCAUCAAGGGAGGUUAUGGUGUCUCUGGAAAUGGCAACACUUAGCUCGAGAAUUCUUGCACUCUAUCCCCAUUUCUUCGUUUGUAUUGAGAAACAAUUUUUUCUUUGAAGAGGAGAGAGCUUAAAGAAUCCCCCCCCCCCCCUGUUUUUUCAAUUGUACAGCCACGCAUCUCAGAAACCUACUUUAAUUUGUUGAAAGACCUCCUUAGGUAAGUAUAGUUGAUGCCAUGACAGAGAGAUACCUCAGCAAAAGCCUUUGUCAGUAGCUGUCUGGUUGUUGGCAUAUGAUACUUGAUAAUCUAUAGUCUUCCUCAACUGCCUUGAGAACUAGAAAAAAUAACCCCGUUUAGAGUGAAAUUCACAAUAUUGUUCAGUUUUAGUUCACAGAGUUUUCGUUUUUUGUGUGAAUCUGGGUCUGCCAUCUGGCCUUUUUCAA